CGAUGUUCGACACGUGAUGUAGUUACGAAGAAAGGAAGAAAACGGGAGCACAAAACGAAACAGAGAGAGGACACGGAGAAAAAGUAGAAGGAUUUGGGCUGGCACCUUCUUUGGAUCUUCGGAUCGAAAUCUUUGAAAGGUCAGCUUGUCACUCUUCGAGAUGUUUGAUAUGGGCUGAGGCAGUGGAUAGCUAUUCAGAAUAAUGGGCAAGUCUGGUUGGUUAUUAUGAUAUUGUUGUAUAAGUAUGUCUUGUAUGUAAUGAAAUGUUGUUGAUGAACCGAAAUGGAUAUACUGUGUCAAAGUGUUAGGAGAUCUCUCUUAUUUGGAAUUUCAGAAUGUUAAGUCUAAUUUAUGGUGAUAUGAACUUGUGGUGAAUAGUUGGAGUUCUGAUUGUAUAAUUUAUUUAGCUUGUGGAUUUAUAAAUGUUGUUCAUGUUUGUCAAGUUGGCUUGGGUUGCCAUAAAUGUGAAUUAUCGAGUGAUGUGAUAUAUGAUUAUAAACUGCACAGGUUUUAUGGAUGUGAAUAUGAAUAGAAUGUUUUCAGUGUCCUCAAACGUUAGUUUGGAUCCUGGAUUGGUCUGUGACGAAAAUUUUAAAAAUCAUGGAUAUUUAGAGGGGCGUGACAGAGGUGGUAUCAGAGCAUUGUUUGAGGAUUACUGAAAUAUUUGAUAUGUUGACGUGCAAAAUAUAUUGAGGUCUAAUGAAACUAUAGUGAUUGGUGGAAAUUUUCUUUGAUGUAUUUUAGGAAUCUAGGAUGACGAUGACAUUUAGUCCUCCUACUUCAUCUGAUUUUGAUUAAUUAAGUGGGAUGAAAGGGGUAAUCGGGGAUAUUGAAUCAGAGUGGCGCAGCGGAAGCAUGGUGGACCUAAUUUCAUUGGUGGUAGAAAAAUGAAUGAUGCAAACAGAGAAGAUAUUUGAUGUAUAAAAUUAUUUUGAUGAUCAAAAGAUUUCUUUUGCCACCUUAUAUUGGAAGUAGAGGCUGACUAUUAUUGGCAACAAUGAAAAGAAUUUUUGGAGAUCAGUGACAAGAAUGAUAAGGACAAGUUUACCAAUAAGAAUAUGAUUGGAAAUGAAUCAGAAAGUAAUGAUAAGAGGGUCAAGACAUUUGGAUUUGAAAAGGAAAGUCACCACCAAAGACUUAAUCAUGUGUGAAUUACAAGUUAAAUUAUGAAACAAGUUUGUGUUUUCGGGUGAUUGGAGUCUAUUUUGCUUGUAGAAAGUUGGAUCAUAAAAUAAAAGUUUGCCCUUUGAACAAGAAGAAAGAGUCACUGCCUCCUAAAUCAUCAGCCCAUGUAAGAGUGUAUGCUAUCACUGAAUAUGAUUCUGAAACUUCUGAAUUAGUGGUCAAAGGUAUUAUGCAUGUUUAUGAAAGAAUGCAAAUAUUUCUUCGACCAUGGGUCCAAUCUACGAUUUGAUUCGUAAUAUUUUGCUUAUCACUUGGGUAUUCAACCUAGACCACUACAUUAUGUGCUAUAAGUAAAUACGAUCAUUGGAGAUUCUUUGAUAACGAAGUUGAAUCUGGUCCUCUUGUCUGAUUCUUAUUGGAGAACUUGAAUUUAUGCUGAUUUAGUUCUCCUAGAGAUUUGGAGUUUUGAUAUUAUACUUGGUAUGGAUUGGCUAUCUUCCUAACAUACCAGUAUGGAUUGGUAUAUAACAAAUGAUCACUUUUUGCAUAUUUGAUCAGCCGAUCUUUUAUUUUGAGAGUAUUGGACAUUAUUUAUCUCCUUGCCUAAUGUAUCCCAGGAUGACUUGUUUGGAUUACCUCCAAAUGUGAUUUUGCUUUUGAUUUGGUCCUUGGGACAAUCCUAAAAUCUAAGCCUCUUUACAGAAAGAUAUCAUUUGAGUAAGUGGAAUUAGAAAAGCAACUACAUGGAUUAUUAAAUGAGGAUUUUAUUUGUCUUAAUAUUUCAUCAUGGGGUGCUCCGGUGUUAGUUAAAAGAUGGAUGGAACAUUGAGGCUUUGUAUUGAUUAUAGAUAGUUGAAUUAGGUGACCAUCAAAAAACGAGUAUUUUCUGAAGUAACGACUUGCUCGAUUAAUUACAGGGUACGCAAGUAUUUUUAGAAAUUGAUUGAAGGUCGGGUUACCGUCUAUUGAGGAUCAAGGAGGAGAAUAUUUCGGUCACUCGUGGAUAAUUAUGUAAUUGUAUUGUAUUGAUGAAACUAUUUAAGAGUAGGAGGAGGAAAUAAAGAUAUCAUAAUCCUCAUCUUUUCAUCGAUUGAGUUAUGAUCAAUUUAGAGGACUAAAUUUUCUUUUAAGGGGGGGAGAGUGUAAUAUCCCUCGCUUUUAAAAAUUAUUAAUAAAGAUUUAUAUGUAAAUUGGAGGACCUAUAUGUAAAUAUAGAAAUUACAAGGACUAAACUGCUAAGUUGCAAAAAAAAGAAAAAAAAAGGGAAAACCGAAAAUUCGGUAUUAUCCCACCGCCUCCCACGCACUCUGUUUCUUCCAGAAACAGAGAGGAGCGGUGGGGCAUGAGGAGUGAAGAAAAGAAGAAGAAGAGGGAAAAGAAGAGAGGAGGAAGAAGAGAGGAAGAAGAGGGAGAAGAGAAGAAGAAGAAGAAGAGGAGGUGGCUGCAGCGAGGGCUGCAGCGAGGAGCUGUGGGGCGUGGGGAGAAGAAGAGAGGAAGAAGAGGGAGAAGAGAAGAAGAAGAAGAAGAAGAGAGGAGGAUAGCUGCGGCAAGGCUGCAGCGAGGAGGUGUGUGGCUUUGGGGAGGAAAAGGGUAGAGGAGAAGAAGAGAAGGAGAAGAAGAGGGAAAAGAGAGGCAGCUGCAGCAGCCAGGGCUGCAGCACCUCUGUUUCCCGCAGGUGGAAACAGAGGAGAGGAUGUGUGGGGCGUUGAGGAUGAAAAGGGAAGAAGAAGAAGAAGAAGAAGAAGAAGAAGAAGAAGAAGAAGAUAGCUGCGGCAAGGCUGCAGCGAGGAGAUGUGUGGCCUUGGGGAGGAAAAGGGAAGAGGGGAAGAGGAGAAGAAGAAGAAGAGGAAGAGAAAGAGGUGUGAUACCUCUGUUUCCUGCAGAGGAAACAGAGGAGAGGGUGUGUGUGACGCCGGGGAAGAAGGGGCUGCAGCUGCGGCGAUGGCAGCUGCAGCUGGAAGAGAAGAAGAAGAGGAAGAUGAGCAGGGGAGGAGGGAGAGGUUGCGGCCGUGGCUGCGGCCGCGACUGCAGCAGUUGCAGCGGGGAGAGAAGAAGAAGAAAGGAAGGAGAAGGAAGAGGAGAAGGGAAAGAAGUAGCUGCGGCUGCGGUUGUGGCAGCUGCAGCUAUGGCAGGGAAAGAGGAAGAGAAAAAGGAAAGGAAGAAGAGGGAAAGGGAAGGAGAGGAAGAAGAGAGGAAGAGGAGAAGGGGCUGCGGCUGCGGCGAUGGCAGCUGCAGCUGUGGCAGGGAAAGAGAAAAAGGAAAGGAAGAAGAAGAGAAAGGGAAGGAGAGGAAGAAGAGAGGAAGAGGAGAAGGGGCUGCGGCUGCGGUGAUGGCAGCUGCAGCUGUGGCUGGGAAAGAAGAGAAGGAAAGGAAGAAGAAGAGAAAGGGAAGGAGAGGAAGAAGAGAGGAAGAGGAGAAGGGGUGGCAGCUGCGGCAGUGGCAGCUGCAGUUGGAAGAGAAGAAGGAGAGGAAGAUGAGCAGGGGAGGAAGAAGAGGCUGCGAGUGUGGUGGCUGCGGCCGUGGCUGCGACUCCGGCUGCGGCUGCAACGUUGGCUGCGGUAGCUGCGGCAGCGGUGGUGGCUGCAGUAGCUGGUUUUGGGAAAGAGAAAGAGUAGGAACGAGAGAAGGGAAGAAGGAAAUAGUGCAGUGGAAGGGGGCUGCGGUUGUGACCGCAGUUGCGAUCGUGGCUGCGAUUGUGGCAGCGGCUGUGGCAGCUGCGUUUGGGAAAGAAAAAGAAGGAAUGAGAGUAAGAGAGAGCAGGUGACUGUGCCUCGAUGUUCGACACGUGAUGUAGUUACGAAGAAAGGAAGAAAACGGGAGCACAAAACGAAACAGAGAGAGGACACGGAGAAAAAGUAGAAGGAUUUGGGCUGGCACCUUCUUUGGAUCUUCGGAUCGAAAUCUUUGAAAGGUCAGCUUGUCACUCUUCGAGAUGUUUGAUAUGGGCUGAGGCAGUGGAUAGCUAUUCAGAAUAAUGGGCAAGUCUGGUUGGUUAUUAUGAUAUUGUUGUAUAAGUAUGUCUUGUAUGUAAUGAAAUGUUGUUGAUGAACCGAAAUGGAUAUACUGUGUCAAAGUGUUAGGAGAUCUCUCUUAUUUGGAAUUUCAGAAUGUUAAGUCUAAUUUAUGGUGAUAUGAACUUGUGGUGAAUAGUUGGAGUUCUGAUUGUAUAAUUUAUUUAGCUUGUGGAUUUAUAAAUGUUGUUCAUGUUUGUCAA
Molecule: messenger RNA, 4339 nt
Organism: Musa acuminata AAA Group (dessert banana)
Lineage: Eukaryota; Viridiplantae; Streptophyta; Magnoliopsida; Zingiberales; Musaceae
Exons: 3
Coding region: 2819-3889 (356 amino acids)
Source: RefSeq, a predicted model, not a curated record